Molecule: messenger RNA, 894 nt
Organism: Colletotrichum costaricense
Lineage: Eukaryota; Fungi; Ascomycota; Sordariomycetes; Glomerellales; Glomerellaceae
Exons: 1
Coding region: 1-894 (297 amino acids)
Source: RefSeq, a predicted model, not a curated record
AUGGCACCUGCCAUCUCCGACAUACUCAGACGAGAAGAAGCAAGAAUACAAACAACAUUUCAAGCAACAACGACGACAAUAGCAAUAGCAACAGCAUCUCCUUCACACACAUCACCAGCACAAACAACAUCACCAACAACACCAACACCAAUAGACGCAAGCAACGGCAUCGGCGGCACACCAGGAAACAUUGAAUCACCCUCCUCUGCCGGAACAACAACGGUCCUCAUCAUCGUCAUCCUCUGCUGCGCAUCCGCCAUCAUGUCGGCGACGUUAUUCUACAUCUUUGACCGCAAAAAGAACGCCCAGUUCCGCGAGGCGUGUAAGCGGGACCCCUACCUCACGCGGAAGGAAUUCGCCCGCCGGCGCAAGCUCAGCGCCCUGGAGAGGCUGGAAGAAGAGGAGCUGCAGCGGAGCAUCAUGAUUCGCAAGUCGCUUGCGAGUCGUGGGCCGUCGAGGAGUAAUAGCUGCGAGGACGUGUUUGAUCUCUCUUCUAUGCAGGAGCAGCACCACCGCCGCCACCACCACCACCACCAGAUGACGGAUAUGGAUAUGCCGGAGCCCCCGCGGGGUAGGCAGCAGAUGAGGGAGCAUCGGGAGGAUUUACACCAUGGGCGACAAAUAUCUGGGGAGUGGGCGCCUAGUGAGGGGAGGAGCAGGUCCGUGUCGGAGACUUCGAGUUCGGCUUCGUCUGCGAGGCGGGCUUAUACUGGGCCGGGGUGUUCCGGCGUGGAUGCCGAGGGGGCCGGGGUCCCGUUGACGCCGGAGUCGACUGGGCCAAGCCGGUCGGUUCUGGAUAAGGAGACUGCGCCGCCGCCGAUUCACCCGAUGGAGGAGAUUACGCGACCGUUACCGGCGGUGCCCAGAUCUGAUGGCACUUCACACUUUUCAUGA